AUGUGUGCCAACUGUUAUGGCCCCCACCCUGCCUCUGCUAAAGACUGCCCAAAGUACUUGCAAGAAAAGGAAGUACUAAAAAUUAAAACUCAAAAUAAAUGCAAUUACCCUGAAGCUAGACGCCUUUACAAAAUUCAAAAUCCCAUUAACGUGAAUCAAGAUCAAACAUAUGCAUCAAUUCUAAACUCAACACAAGCCGCUCAACACAGUCUCUCACAAAACCCGACCGAUCUCACUUCUUCAGUCGGUAACUCAACAGGUAUCCCCAAACCACACAUCUCUUCUAUCCAAUCUCACUCAUACCAACCGAACGAGUCACUUUCUAGUGCUCACUCACACUCAGUUAAGUCACUCACUCACGUUCAUACAUCGGCAGCAGCCAACACACAAUCUACACAACAAUCUCUCCCAACUAACUCAUUCACACAGCUCACUACAACUCCGGCUGCAAACUGGAGCUCUAUUUCUCAAGUGCAUCCCCAAAACUCACCACCUGAACACUCAUUAGACUCUAAUAAAAACAAUAGCAAUGAGAUUAAUACAUCUCUAACACACAACGCUUCCUCAACUCAUACUUCUAAUGACUACUCUACAUCUCUUACAUCCUACAACUCAAACUUUGAAUCCACCACGCAACCUGACUCCAUUCUGCACUCUCUUCUCAACACAAUCUCUGGUACACAUAAUGACGAUAUGGAUAAUGAUCUUCAAGAGCCCACGCUAUAG
This is a messenger RNA of Rhagoletis pomonella (apple maggot), 726 nucleotides long. Its product is annotated as GATA zinc finger domain-containing protein 7-like. NCBI's taxonomy places the organism in Eukaryota, Metazoa, Arthropoda, Insecta, Diptera, Tephritidae. The coding region runs from base 1 to 726 and encodes 241 amino acids. The transcript has a single exon. The record is from RefSeq and is a predicted model, not a curated record.